AUGUCUGAGAAGAUUGUCCUCCCGAGCAUCGCCGAGAUCGAAGCAUCAACUGAUCUCCUCAGCGACCCCAGCAGAUCCGUCAAGGUCGUCCGAGUAAGAGAGCGCUUCGCAGUCAAAGUGGGCACCUCCAUCGCGCCGCUAGAAGCCGAGAACAUGAAGGCAAAGGGAGUCGCCGCACUGCGCGAACCGAUCCAUCGCACACUCAGUGGACACAAAAAUGUCUUCACACACGCGGACCUCCAGCCGAAGAACGUGAUGGUUGAGCAGAAAGGAGUGUGUGAAGAUGGAAGUCCGGAUUAUCAGAUAACACUGCUUGACUGGGCUCUGGCUGGCUGGUAUCCCGAGUACUGGGACUAUUGCAACUCGACGGUCUACUGCCAGGGCAAACAUGAGUGGCUUGAACUGGUCCCGGAUAUCUUCGAUGAGUAUCCAGUGGAAUACCUCAUGAUGCGAAUCUUCUACACGUCAAUGUUUUACUAAGACAUGUGCAUUUCCAUUCAACAGAAACGCACGUCCUGAGCGCGUAGUAGUAAGCUGGGAAAAAGGGUUUGCGUUCCUGGGCUAGAAAGUAGCCCCAAGAGCAGGUUCUAGGGUACUGGAGACUGAAGUAUGAAGGUUUCAUGAUUGACGCGGUUCAGUUCGGAAAGCGCAAUUUAAAGAAUUAAUAGGAGAUCUAUUGAAGAUCAUGACUAUGCUGCGUUCUUGGUUCGCAAGGUCUUAGCCGCGAAUCAAUAGAAAGAUCAAGUGCUUCCUUUGCGUUCGAAAAGUCCCCCCUCCAGCAACCCAAUAUGACGUUCCCAC
Molecule: messenger RNA, 801 nt
Organism: Aspergillus steynii IBT 23096
Lineage: Eukaryota; Fungi; Ascomycota; Eurotiomycetes; Eurotiales; Aspergillaceae
Exons: 4
Coding region: 1-480 (159 amino acids)
Source: RefSeq, a predicted model, not a curated record